AAACCUCGUUUCUAUAAAGGAAGUUUUCAUUUGCUCGUUCGGGCGGCUUGAACCAAUGAAAAUGCCCGAUACAUAAUCAUCUUGGCUUAAGUUGCAAAAUGGCGACCGCCUGCUUGCGGUCUGCAUUGCGUCUAAAUAAAGGCAUUUAUAUAAAAGAUUCAGUUCUACGUGUAUCACUUUACCAGCCAGCAACAUGUAAUCCUGUCAGUGCAGUUGGUCAGAUCAUUGUUUUGAGACAUGGAUCAUUCUUUAACAAAAAAAAUGCAGAUGCAAUGUGGGAUAGUGCCACUGGUGUAAGUAAUGCUGGGCGUAAAAGAGGUCGUGCCAGUCGUGGAAAACUUCUCCGCAGAGUGAAUUUGAAUUUUGGACAGAGAAUGGGUCUUGGUAAAACUGGUCUUGUCUUCCCUGGUUUGUCUUCACGUAUUACUGGGGACGAAAAGGCAACUGAUCUCGGAGUACGCAAAACAGAAGUGACAGAUGAAGGAACCGCGGAAGAAGGAAGUAAAAUUCAGAAGAAAAAGGUUACACAGAAAAUAGAUAUUUUGGACAAAGGUUUCAGUGGAAAUAAGAUGCCAGGGAAAAAAAUAAGUCCACCAGAACCAAUUGACGGCUAUGAUUUUUCCGACUUUGACACAUACGUCUUAGAGACUAAAACAGUAUCAACUGUAACAGCAAGUCAAGGAAACAUAAGAAGUGCCUCAGUUCUUGUUGCGAUUGGUAACAGAAAAGGAUUAUUUGGUAUUUCUCUUGGUAGAGGCUCCCAUCUAGGUGCUGCAAUAAAUUCGGCAAAAAAUAAAGCAACCCAGAAGUUGGUCUAUAUUGAUAUAUAUGAUGGUCAUACACCCAUGCACAACUUUGCUGAGAAAUUUCAUGCCACAUCAGUGAUAGUAUACCAAGCACCUAAAGGUCAUGGGUUACGGUGUCAUCAUGUUCUGAAGAUUUUAUGCCAGCUGAUUGGGAUCAAAGAUAUAUACAUCAAAUCUGAGGGAAAUGUCCGAAAUUAUCUCAAUCUUUCUAGGGCUUUCAUGACUGGGUUGCUAAGAACAAGAAAUCAUCAAGAUAUUGCAGAUGAACUUGGUCAUCAUAUAGUUGAGUAUCGUGCAGAAAAAGACAAUUAUCCAUUUAUUGUGGCGUCCCCAUCAGAAAAUGCUAAAACCACAGAGUUCCAAAAAGAAGAUGGAUUUGAAUUUGAGAAUUAUUGCUUUAACAAUAGAUUACCACUGAGUAAACCAAGUAAAAAGCCAUUUUAUUGGAAGUCAGCAGCGUUUAAAAAAAAGCUUGCAAAGGACUAUACGCGGAGGAACCAGCCGAAAGCAAUGAUUAACCGAAUGGUUCUUGGACUGCAACCGGAAUUUAAAAGAUUAAAAUGAGUUGAGAAACUGUGAACUCUGUUAUUAGAAGAAAGAAAUAUUCUCAAAUAUGCAUGUAAAAAAACAUCCUUGAGAGAGGCCAAAAGUGAUCUUCUUCAAUUACAAGUUGAAAUAAAAUGUAUAUACAUGUAUUGAUAUCAGAAUCGACAUUUGUGGUCAGAGCCAGGUGGUCUCUGGUUGCAGGUUUGACUGUAUGAGGGAUAUAGUAAAAUAAAUGAGCACGAUAACAUUACUUAUUAAUCUUAUGAAGAAUGAUUAUUGUAAAAUUAAGUAUAAAGGUGUGAAUAUAAAUUGUUUGGUACAAUUCUUAUUAAAGGUUAUGAAAAGUU
Molecule: messenger RNA, 1699 nt
Organism: Mercenaria mercenaria
Lineage: Eukaryota; Metazoa; Mollusca; Bivalvia; Venerida; Veneridae
Product: 28S ribosomal protein S5, mitochondrial-like
Exons: 11
Coding region: 99-1370 (423 amino acids)
Biological process (GO): translation
Cellular component (GO): ribosome
Molecular function (GO): structural constituent of ribosome; RNA binding
Source: RefSeq, a predicted model, not a curated record